AUGCUUAAUGUUUCCCAACUAGCAACUCCUCGAGAAUCCGAUUUUAUCCAACGACCUCCUGCAUGGCUUAAACUUGCUACUCAGAGUGCUAAUGGAAGUUCCAAGCAAAGCAGGAGUGAGAAGAAGAGUCGAAAGGCCAUGUUAAAGCCAGGCACGAAGCCAUUUACUGGUGCUGUUUUCAUCUCGAAACCCGAUGUCUUCAAGAGUCCAAAUUCCGAGACCUAUGUCAUUUUUGGUGAGGCUAAGAUAGAGGAUUUGAGCUCUCAGCUACAGACACAAGCUGCCCAGCAAGUCAGGGUGCCAGACACGGGCUCUUUGACGGCAAAACCACACAGUUCUUCUACGGCUGCUGGAGCACCGGCUGAUGAGGAAGAAGAGGUUGAUGAGACUGGUGUAGAUCCUAGGGACAUUGAUUUAGUCAUGACACAGGCUGGGGUUUCAAGGGCCAAAGCUGUCAAGGCUCUCAAGAGUAACAAUGGUGACAUUGUGAUUGCUAUUAUGGAGCUUACCACUUAGGUUGUCUCUGUCAUCU
Molecule: messenger RNA, 532 nt
Organism: Hibiscus syriacus
Lineage: Eukaryota; Viridiplantae; Streptophyta; Magnoliopsida; Malvales; Malvaceae
Product: nascent polypeptide-associated complex subunit alpha-like protein 2
Exons: 3
Coding region: 1-516 (171 amino acids)
Biological process (GO): protein targeting to membrane
Cellular component (GO): nascent polypeptide-associated complex; cytoplasm
Source: RefSeq, a predicted model, not a curated record